GAUAAUCAAGAAAAAAUGUCAAGUGAUGAUAAAAAUAAACCUAGUAACCCCAAGAAUGAGCCCAAGAACUGUGAUCCCAAGUGUGAACAAAAGUGUGAGUCCAAAUGCCAGCCCAGCUGCUUAAAGAAGCUCCUGCAACGCUGCUCUGAGAAGUGCCCACGGGAAAGGUGUCCAGCACCACCAAAGUGCCCCCCACCAUGCCCCGGGCCCUGCCCGGCACCGUGCCCUCCACCAUGCCCUGGGCAGUGCCCCCCGCCCUGCCCUCCCAAGCCCUGCUCCAAGCCUUGUCCCCCCAAGUGCCCGCCUCCAUGUCCACCUCCAUGUCCCCCCCCAUGUCCACCUCCCUGCCCACCUCCAGAGUGA
This is a messenger RNA of Otolemur garnettii (small-eared galago), 363 nucleotides long. RefSeq names its product late cornified envelope-like proline-rich protein 1. Gene Ontology annotation, cellular component: extracellular region. The transcript has a single exon. Lineage: Eukaryota; Metazoa; Chordata; Mammalia; Primates; Galagidae. The record is from RefSeq and is a predicted model, not a curated record. Bases 16 to 363 code for a protein of 115 amino acids.